AUGAAAUAUUUUUAUAUUUUCUCUGAUUCAUGCAAAAUCAAGUUUUAUUUUCCGUCUUCCAACAUUGCAGCCCCAAGGUGGCUGUUUGCCACCUUGGGGCUGCAAGCCAUCGCCUGUAGCCUCCUGAACUUUUCUCAUCCUCCAGACAUAUAUAUAUACGCUUGCGUAUUCGUAAUCGCAACUCUUCUCACUUGUCGCAUCCCUUUUCAGCUUGGAAUCAUGGUUGACGACUUCGCUGCACAGGAUGAAAACCUACGAUUGGCGGAACUGCGCUUCAAGGCAUCCCGAGGAGAUGCGGAGGCUGCUGCCGCUCUGAAGAAACAUCUUGUCGAACGCAAGGCAUUACCAUUCUACCAAAUCGUAGCGACAGAAUUGGAUUGGCCGAAAGAUGCCGCGCUGCAAGCAAGUCUUGAGGCCGACGUUACAAAAGAAUUGGAAGAAUUGGACGCAAAAGUGAAGGAUGCCGAGGAAAAUUCUGGUGAGUCUGAAGUACGGGAAGCCCUGCUCGCACGUGCCGAGUUUUUUGGAAGGAUAUUGGAUCGCCCUAAAGCGGAGGAAGCGUACGAGCGCACCUUCAAGGCAACCAUUGGAAUCGGUCAGAAAAUUGAUAUUGUCCUUGCCCUCAUUCGUCUCGGCCUCACCGUCAUGGACUUCAAGUUCAUCGCCACCAACAUUACCAGGGCAAAGGGUCUCGUUGAGAAAGGGGGCGAUUGGGAACGGCGAAACCGGCUGAAAGUGUACGAAGCCACGUAUUUAGUCUCGCGAAGGGAUAUCACCGGGGCUGCGACGCUGUUUUUGGACUCUUUGCAGACUUUCUCUGCGAUGGAGCUCUUCGAUUACAAGAAGUUUGUCUUCUACACGGUCAUCACGUCGCUGGUCUCUGUGGAUCGGCCGACGUUGAAGGCAAAGGUGGCAGAUGCGCCAGAAAUUCUCACAGUGGUCCUGGAGAACGAGAAGCUGAACAACUUUCUAUCCGCGCUGAUCGAGUGCGACUACAACAAGUACACGGCGACGCUUCCCGAUAUCCUUGACGUCAUCGGCGAAGAUCGGUUUAUAUCAGUGCACAAGAACUACAUCGGACGCGAGUUGCGCGUGGUGUCGUACUCGCAGUUCUUGGCGAGCUAUCAGUCGGUGACUCUCACGGCAAUGUGCAGGAAUUUUGGUGUGGGACCGGAAUUUAUGGAUGGUGAGUUGUCCCGCUUUAUCGCGGCGGGAAGGUUGAACUGUAAGAUCGAUAUGGUUGGGGGGGUCGUUGAAACGACGCGGCCCGAUGCGAAGAAUGCUCUGUAUCAGAACACCAUCAAGCAGGGUGACUUGCUUCUCAACCGAGUGCAGAAACUGUCGCGAGUGAUCGAUAUUUGAUAAACUGGGUAGGCUGUCGGGUCGGGCACCGAUGCAAUGUUGUGAGUUGUAUGUAUUACCUUGCGUUAAUUGCGUGACUUGGCUUGUCUGUGAGAGAUAUUACACGUUGAGCUUCAGA
Chondrus crispus (carragheen) is the source of this 1480-nucleotide messenger RNA. RefSeq lists its product as hypothetical. Gene Ontology annotation, biological process: proteasome-mediated ubiquitin-dependent protein catabolic process. The record is from RefSeq and is a predicted model, not a curated record. The transcript is spliced from 3 exons. NCBI's taxonomy places the organism in Eukaryota, Rhodophyta, Florideophyceae, Gigartinales, Gigartinaceae. The coding region runs from base 1 to 1362 and encodes 453 amino acids.